ACUGGCAACAUUGCGACCCGUGCUUUUGCUUGCACAGUCAUAUACUUUCUUUUUUAGGUUUUCACCUUUAGAUUUGGCUUGCUGCCAAGAGGGCCAAUCUCUUGCUUGCUCUCCACUUUCGCUACCGAAUUGGUCGCUUUUAGUUUAUCGAUCUGUCUUCAUCGCCGCCACUUCAUCCCUGUCCGCCUAUUCACAUCUCGUGAUAGCACGGCAAAAUGGCUACCGAAACUCUCACUAAACUCACUCGCGCCGAAGUCGAGAGACACAACACUGAGCGGGACUGUUAUGUCACUCUCGGCAACAAGGUCUACGACGUUACAAGCUUCCUGUUCGACCAUCCCGGCGGCCACAAGCUCAUCCUCGACUAUGCUGGCAAGGACAUCAAGGACAUCUUGGAGGACGGCGUCUCGCACACCCAUUCAGAUGCUGCAUAUGACAUACUCGACGACUCUCUUGUCGGCUACCUGAAGCCAGAGCAGAAUGGAUCCGCCAAUGGAGCCGCCAAUGGCGAGUAUGUGCACCCGAGAACUGGCAUGUCCAACGAAGAAGAUCUCAGCAAGGACACGGAUUACAAUCAAGACUAUAAGAAACACAAGUUUUUGGAUUUGAGCAAGCCUUUGUUUGCCCAGCUCUGGUACGGCAACUUCUCCAAGAAGUUCUACCUUGACCAAGUGCAUCGUCCACGCCAUUACAAGGGCGGCCAGUCUGCUCCCCUCUUUGGCAACUUCCUCGAGCCGCUCACAAAGACCCCUUGGUGGGUGAUUCCUCUUCUCUGGCUCCCUUGCGACUCAUAUGGCUCCUAUUUGGCCUUCCAAGGUUGGGAAAAUCCCAUCAUCCCUGCCGCAUAUUGGGUCCUUGGCUUUUUCAUUUGGAGCCUUGUCGAAUAUGGACUGCACAGAUUCUUGUUCCAUCUUGAUGACUACCUUCCUGAUAAUAGAUAUGGCAUCAUUGCACACUUCUUGCUUCACGGCAUCCAUCACUACUUGCCCAUGGAUAGGUAUAGACUUGUCAUGCCUCCCACCAUGUUCGUGUUGCUUGCAACUCCGUUCUGGUAUCUCGCCCACACCGUUUUCGCCUACAACUGGUAUGCCGCGACCGCGGUCUACUGUGGCGGCAUCUUUGGUUAUAUCUGCUAUGACCUGACCCACUACUUCCUCCACCACGAGAACUUGCCUCUCUGGUACAAGGAUCUCAAGAAGUACCACCUGGAGCACCAUUUCCUUGAGUACGAGCUCGGCUUUGGCGUCACUACCAGAUUCUGGGACAACGUAUUCGGCACAGAGCUGAAGCCCAACGUCAUCAAGACUCAAUAAAUACGAAGCACCUGAUACAUUCGAGAAGAAUAGAUCGUCACGAACAUGAAAAGACGGGGAUGACGAGGUUGUUUAAUGCGUUGUGGGAGGCAAAAUCUUUAAUGGUUGUGGGUAUGAGUAAUGGAUUAAUCAAGAGAUCGUCUUCAUGAAGCAAAGACACUAACGGCACACUUAUCGGACGCUUAUAUUACCGAUGGUACUUUUUUAAAUAGUAAAAGAUUUUAAUUAAAGAAUAUCAUGCUCC
This is a messenger RNA of Trichoderma atroviride IMI 206040, 1557 nucleotides long. RefSeq lists its product as uncharacterized. Lineage: Eukaryota; Fungi; Ascomycota; Sordariomycetes; Hypocreales; Hypocreaceae. The record is from RefSeq and is a predicted model, not a curated record. Gene Ontology annotation, biological process: lipid biosynthetic process; fatty acid metabolic process. Gene Ontology annotation, cellular component: endoplasmic reticulum; membrane. Gene Ontology annotation, molecular function: iron ion binding; heme binding; fatty acid 2-hydroxylase activity.